Molecule: messenger RNA, 1689 nt
Organism: Morone saxatilis (striped sea-bass)
Lineage: Eukaryota; Metazoa; Chordata; Actinopteri; Moronidae
Gene: mettl6
Product: methyltransferase like 6
Exons: 5
Coding region: 199-1083 (294 amino acids)
Source: RefSeq, a predicted model, not a curated record
CAUGGGCGUCAAAUGUGGAAAAUGUAACUAAGGUGCAAAAUUUUUAAAACAAUAAGUUAGUUUUAGCGUUAUUUAUAAUCUAAAUAACUCAAGUUGCUGUAAGGUUUGCUGAAAUGUUUGCUUUCCCACACAUUUACGAUUAAUAACGUCUGCAAAACCGAGAGGACGCGUAAUAAAACGAAGCUUUCUAACAGCCUCAUGGCACUGUCAGAAGAUGAAAGUUUCCCUGGUGAUAUUAAAAUGACACCUACUGAAGAAGAAGUGGGGUCGAAAGACGAGUGUGUCUCCAGAGUUUUAACCCAGGAGGAGCAGGAGAGAGUCGGCGGGGAGCGGGCUCUGGUGUCCGGCUUCAAACAGAUGAAGUUGGAGAAAGAAGCUCAGAAAAACUGGGACUUGUUUUACAAAAGAAACACAACAAACUUCUUCAAGGACAGACACUGGACCACCAGAGAGUUUGAAGAGCUCAAGGCUUGCAGAGAGUUUGAGUCCCAGAGGCUGGUGCUGCUGGAGGCGGGCUGCGGUGUAGGAAACUGCAUCUUCCCUCUGCUGGAGGAGGACCUCAACAUCUUUGUUUACGCCUGUGACUUCUCACCACGAGCUGUUGAAUUUGUCAAACAAAACCCUCUGUACUGCCCUGAGCGCUGCUGUGCCUUCCAGUGUGAUUUAACUAAAGAUGAUCUGAGGGAAAAUGUGCCCGAGGGCAGCGUGGACGUCAUCACUCUCAUCUUCGUCCUGUCGGCCAUCCACCCUGACAAGAUGAAGCUGGCUUUGCAGAACAUCAGCAGGGUGCUGAAGCCUGGAGGCAUCGUCCUGUUCAGGGACUACGGCCUGAACGACCACGCCAUGCUCCGAUUUAAAGCCGGCAGCAAGCUGGGGGAGAACUUCUACGUCCGCCAAGACGGCACAAGGUCCUACUUCUUCUCUAAAGAGUUCCUGGCUGAGCUGUUUGAGGACACGGGCCUCCAGUCUGUUUCUAACGACUACGUCCUGAGAGAGACGGUCAACAAGAAGGAGGGGCUUUGUGUUCCCAGAGUGUUCCUGCAGAGUAAAUUCACCAAGCCCGGGCGACCACAGAGCUCCUAAUGUCAUUCCGCCUGCGUCUGCCACCUUAUGAAUCUCCAAAGGUAGCAGAGAAAACUAAAGACUGAGAAAUGAUUAUAUUCUUUGGUGGAAUCGGUAGUCUAAAUGUUACCGAAGAGAGCUUGUGGCCUACACGCUGCUGGUUUGAAUCCUCUGGAACAUGAGGGAGGUGCAGGGGGGUAAGAUUAAUAAUGCCCCCUCCCAAUAAUCAGCUGCUGUCUCUUGCCCUUUGGCUCACUGACACAUUGAAGCUGCUCCUCCGCCAACAGACGGAGACAGUUCUUGGAAAUAUGUGGAACUAUGAAGCACAAAAAUGCCAACAGGGAUACGAUUGUUCAGCAAAGCCCUCAGCUGGAUUUUAGUGGCUCAGAUUAAUUUAAACUUAAUCAGCUUUUAACAUCAACAUGAGACAUUUCUUGGCUUCUCUGUGAGCCCUCAGACAUAUUUCUCCUGUGAGCAAGCCAGUAUUAUGAUUACCUCCAGUAUAAUUUCCCCUGAUAUUAAGUUCAAGAGAUCAUUUUUGAAUGUGGUGAGUUUUUAAUUUUGUAUAAAUUCCUUUUAAUGUUUUUCACCGUUUUAGCCUGUCUAUAUUAAAAAGAUUUGUUGCAA